Meloidogyne enterolobii is the source of this 2487-nucleotide messenger RNA. The record is from the annotation of a GenBank genome assembly. Lineage: Eukaryota; Metazoa; Nematoda; Chromadorea; Rhabditida; Meloidogynidae.
UUUUCUUCCUCUUUCUCUCUCAACAUUUUAGCCUUUUCUCUAGUAUUUGUUAAUAAAUGUGUACUUUUAUUGCACGACAUUUGUAGUGAAAUAACUCGGAAAAAAAGAAAAAAUGUAGGGAUUGGAUAAUUUUUAGUUAAUUUUUAAAAGAUUUUUUGAUGAGGGAACUUAUUUGUUAGGGCAGGGGUGUCCGCAAUUGGAAAAAAUUUUCCGCAAGUGCAAUCCGCAAGUCAAAAAAACACGCAAUCCGCAAUAUGCAACCCGCAAUUGCGGACAUCCCUGACUGUGACUCUUAAAUUUAAAUCUUGUCGACAUUGUGACUAGUUAUGGAUUUCUAUAUUAUAUUUGUGUUCUGAUUCGUGUUUAGCGUGUUCUUAUUAUUGAUCUUUUUGACUUUGGUUUUUGUCUUUUUCUUGGUGGAUGUCUUGAUAGAGAUUUGGGGAGGUUGUCUGAUUUCGCGUUAAUAUCGGAUGGGGGGGGGUCUUUAUCGAAAUCAAAUCAACUGAACGAAAUCAUUAUUCAAAUAAACAUCCAAAAACUCGGAAAGUACUUGCUCUUCUUGUUUUUCCUCCAGUCAAAUCCUCAAGUUUCUUGUUUGAUCACUUGGGUAUUUGUGCACGAAAAUAUUUACUAGUAAAUAUUUUUUUAGUACACAUAUGUUUUAUAAUAGAGUCAGAACAGAGAAAAUAAACGAGAGAAAGAGACUUGGUCAAACAGAAAAAAAAGUAAAAUAGUCGUGCCAUUUUCUUUCUCUCUAGGGUCCAUAGUACACAAACUUCGGGUGUCACACAGUGCAUGUGAAUAUAGUGGGGAUGCCCCCCAACCUUUAUUUAACGCGCAGCGCUCUAAGUAUAUGAUCAGGCGGUGUACCCCCUUCCCCGAAACUUCCCCCUUCCCUCUAUUUCGUUGCUCUCUCCGUCGCGGACCCUUCAAUCGUUGUAACAACACACAUAUUCGCCCACUUUUUUUGGUUGUUGUCCCGUGUGACUGGCGCUCCUCUCUUUUUUUUCUACAAAAAAAUUUUUUUUGGGAAGGAAUGCCUCUUAAAGGUGGCGACGACAACUAAAAUAUAAACGAUGAUAUGUGAGCUGGCAGGAAUUGAAGGGGGGAGGGAGGGGGGGGGGCUGUUGUUGCUUGCUUGGUUGUUGAUGAUGGCGUGUGACUUGAAAAAAAUUUUUCUUCUGAAAAAAUUUUUCUUUUUCUUUCUUUUACCCUACUUGUGUGUGUUUAUAAAAGAAUGAAUAAAUAAAAGAACAAAACAGGAAAUUGAAGGGGAAUUUUGUGGGUAUUUGUGUUUGUUGGGGUUAGUCAAGUUGGACAUUGAGAGAAAUAAAUGUAUGGACUUUGCUACUUUUUCAUGGCAGCCCACAACGAAUUGGAAAAGAAUAGACGUGCCAAUCUCCGAGGACACCUCGAGGCUCUUAAAUCUGUUUUGCCACCCGAGAGUGAUACUCAUAGAGACACAACAUUGUCUUUGUUAACGAGGGCUAGGAACUACAUUAAGUUUGUGGACGAACAAAAGUCUGCCCUUCUCAAAAAACGAGAAGCUCUUCUAGCUGAACAUUCACGUCUUCAACAACUUUUACAGCAAAACAAAGGGGAAGGAGUGGAGCUUCCACAAUACAACGAUAAAAGUUUUAAAGAAGCAACCGCGUCUUUAACACCUCUUCAAAACGAAACUUGUCGAAAAAUAAUAAAAAUAGUUCAAAUCCCUGAAGUAAGAGAAGAAGAGGUUGUUGUGGGAGAGGAAAUUAAUGUCGAUUUUACACAAUAUGAAAUUUCUCAAAAUUGUUUAAUUAAAGAAAAGAAGGUUGAAGAAGAUGAGAAAAACAAUUCUAAACAAGAAACGAAUAAUAUAAAAGUUAAUAUGGAGGAAUAUCUUUCACUUAAUGGUUUACUUCCAGCACUUCCUUUACUCUAUCCUUAUUCUUCUGUAAAUAGUGCUGGGGUGGCUGGAACAAUGACGGCGUGACCGGACAAUCCGUCAGUGGACAAUCCGGCAGUGGAAUAUCCGUCAGUGGACAAUCCGUCAGUGGUCGGACAAUCCGUCAGUGGACAAUCCGUCAGUGAACAAAUUCGUAAUUCCUAGUCAUACCCAGACUACCGUGGCCAAAAUUUUACAUUUCAUCGUCUGGGGGUUUAUAAGAGAUAUCGAAAUUUGGAGCUUAAUGAUGAAAUCGGCAGAUUUAGCUGGAUUAAAAUGAUAUCAAUGGAUGUGGGAGAUAUCUGGGAUUUCAAAGAUAUUGUGGGAUUAAGAGGAAUAUACAAGAUUUGCAGUAUUAUGGUGGUUAACGAGGAAUUAGAGAGAUUAAGAUGGAUUUCGGAUGAUUAAAUGGGAUAUCAAGCGAUAAAGCCGGAUUAAGAGGAUUUGGAGGAUAUCCAAAUCUAUUCCAUCCAAAUCCCCUAUAUCCUUCUAAAUCCAUCGACAAUUCAACCAAACUACUCAAUAUUUAUCUACCAAAUCCAUUGAUGAAUUUUCGAUAUCUU